Molecule: messenger RNA, 399 nt
Organism: Neurospora hispaniola
Lineage: Eukaryota; Fungi; Ascomycota; Sordariomycetes; Sordariales; Sordariaceae
Exons: 5
Coding region: 1-399 (132 amino acids)
Source: RefSeq, a predicted model, not a curated record
AUGGGAGUGUCGGUCCUCUGUGACCAGAUUCGUCCAUGUUACAUCAAGUUGUUUGGAUUUUCAGACCGGGACGUAGGAGGCUUUGGAGAGUAUUACACAAAACCUAGUCUUCUCUCCGCCGGUAGCACACCGUUGAACUUCUCACUGGCCCUGUACGUCAGUAGCCUUAAUGGGAAUGUAGUCAUCAACCAAAGCAAAUGGACGGACCCUAGUAUCAAGGAUGAACUCGAUGGCCUCGACACCGAAUCGAGCGAAGUGAAAGAUGGAUACUGCCAGCGGCUGUCAAUGUUGGUUCUCGCAUUUGGAGCGGCAGUUGGAAGGCAUGGACUGGCAUCCGCGGCCCUCGGGGGCAUUAUCAACAUGAUUCAGCAUAUCACAACACCAGGAAACAUCGACUAG